AUGCGGCGGUGCCUUGAGUCCCUAUGGCGCUUUAGCGAGGCAAAGCUUGAUGCCGUGUAUGCACACAGCGUGCACGUGAAGUGCGGCGCGUUGUGGGCAUACACGGACAGGACGGAGGCCGGAAGUGCGCUGGCCGCGGAUGGCCUAAGCGCUGAGUUCAUGGGGCCGGCCUCAACGUCCUCGAGCAGCAGUUGCUCGGCUUGCUCGCGUUCAUCGCCGUCAUCCUCGUCGUUCAAGCGGCGACGCUUGCCGUUGAGGCGGAGCACGAGAGGAGGAGACGGCGGAGUGAGGCUUGCUGCCUGCCACGUCGCGCCCUGGUCCACCUCCAUGGGGACGGCUGCGGUCGUGGCAGGAGCCUGUGCAGCACCCACGGGCAGCAUGAUACCCGCCCUGCCGGGUGUGCAGUCAUCAUCAAGGGGACAGGGCCCAGCAACAGCGGACGGCUCGUCGCCGCAAGGCAUCGGGGCGUCACACCCGACUCGGUCAGGCAGUAUGGUAGCCUGCCUGCCGAGCCGGUCGUCACAGGUACGUGGGACAUAA
Messenger RNA from Peronospora matthiolae, 540 nucleotides. NCBI's taxonomy places the organism in Eukaryota, Oomycota, Peronosporomycetes, Peronosporales, Peronosporaceae. The record is from the annotation of a GenBank genome assembly.